Clupea harengus (Atlantic herring) is the source of this 1088-nucleotide messenger RNA. RefSeq lists its product as uncharacterized. The coding region runs from base 18 to 1088 and encodes 356 amino acids. NCBI's taxonomy places the organism in Eukaryota, Metazoa, Chordata, Actinopteri, Clupeiformes, Clupeidae. The transcript is spliced from 7 exons. The record is from RefSeq and is a predicted model, not a curated record.
UUGGUAUAUCAACUGCAAUGGUUGGUUGGAGAAGAAAACUUCAGAUUCCACGAGAAAACUUCCAGAGGAGCCCGUCGACUUUUUCCCGUGAUAAACCUCCUUUUGGUUAUCUACAGAGCAGAAAGAACAGGUCAGCGUGUGAGUGCAUUGGAGAGGAAGCUCUACAUCAGACUGCUCGUUGGUCGGUUGCCAGCAUGAGUCUUGGGCUGCCGUUGAGCUCUGGCUGUGAUGAAAAGUCCGAGACAUCCCUGAUAAUGUUAGUGAAAGAAGAGGAAUAUGGACACGUUAUUAGACGUCAAGAUGACGAGGAAAAGCUCAUUGCAGAUUUUCACUGUAAAACUGAAACGGAGUCACUAAGCACCAGUUACAGUGAAUUACUGCAGACUACAGUUGAGAUGAAGAAAGAAGAGGAUGAGCAAGAACACCAGGACUGUGAUUCUCCUCAGGAAAUGGCUGGACCCUCAGUAGUAUUGCUGCAGCCACCCCCCAAUGUGUUGGUCGGAGGAGAGGAGCCCACUGAUGAGGCCAGUCCAGACGAUGAGGAGACUGUGUCGGCGUUCUCCGGUGAUGUGGCAAAUCCUGCUGGACCACGGCCUGAUCCGCCUGAGCCUGGCCCCUCUCACUCUGCUGGAACUGGGGAUGGGGAGGCUGACCAUGAAGAUGUGCGGACGCUGUACAAGCGGUACUUGCGCGCGAAAAUUACCAAACUCCACUGGAGCUCAGUGAAGCUUCAGUUAGAGGUUCAACUGCUUCAACGGCAGCUGGAUAGUCAGUGUGGUGGUGGGGGCUUGUUUGUGAGCCCCACUGCGGAGGGGAAGAAACUGUUCAGGUGGUGGCGAGGUUUUGGUUUUAAUGGACCGGAGUCUUUUGCCGGAUGGGAGUCUCUGGAAGAGGUGGUGGCCGGGAUGGGAAGGGUCAGCAAUGAUCCUGCCUGCUGUCUUGCUGGUCCUGGAGUGGAACAGGUCUGGGAGAAACGGCAGGUCGCAGCCGAUGGCCGAAUGAUCUGCUGCAGCCUGCCUUUGUCCUCGGCAGUGGAGGCGGCAAACCAGACGGUGAUUGAUGAGGUGGGGAUGGACUCUGAUGGCUGA